This is a messenger RNA of Fundulus heteroclitus (mummichog), 7744 nucleotides long. Its product is annotated as junctional protein associated with coronary artery disease. Gene Ontology annotation, cellular component: ruffle membrane; adherens junction. The coding region runs from base 267 to 4463 and encodes 1398 amino acids. The record is from RefSeq and is a predicted model, not a curated record. Lineage: Eukaryota; Metazoa; Chordata; Actinopteri; Cyprinodontiformes; Fundulidae. Gene Ontology annotation, biological process: positive regulation of blood vessel endothelial cell proliferation involved in sprouting angiogenesis. The transcript has 4 exons.
ACCUCAGCUGUGUAGUGAGGAGAGCCCAGUCCAGGCAGCCAGCAACCGGCGCGUCUCUGCCUACCAAUAGGCAUGCUCGGCUCAGGCUCUGUGCAGAGCUCUCAGUCUCAGCAGCAGAAGCUGGGCGCAGGGGAACUGCGACGCCAAACAUCCUCCCAGUGAUGGCCUCUGCUGAGCCACUGUGCUCCCGCUUCCACCAGCAGCACUGCGCAUAAGGCAACACACCCACCUUUGCCCUCCCGCCCAGGAGGGAGAGAGACGCCGCCAUGUACAGCGUGGAGGACCUCCUCAUUUCGCACGGAUACAAACUGCCCAAGAGCGGCCCGCCGUCCGCCGCGCCUUACGACAAGCGCCCCGCCGACUGCCAGCGGGAACUUGUGGACACCCGGGCCGGCCGGGGGACGCUGAACGGCUACGAGGCGGAGAGGGGGGCGUCCGUCUCGGGCAUCUACGGCAGCAGGCAGGCUCUGGUGAAGGGCUACCCCACCGCGGACGAGAGCGGCGAAAGGAGCCAAAGGAGGAAAGAAGCCGGGAUUGGUAUCCUUGGUGAUGUUCAGCUCCUGGGCGAUUCUCUCGCCACAGACAGCGGGUUCUAUGAUGUUCCUAGUUUGACCUAUUCAGAGCCACUGAGCCAUGAUGAGCGGGACCUAUCCUAUUGGAGGAGGCGAGGCCAGGACUUCAGUAUCCUUCUGGACUACGCUGACGGCAGAGAGCUGAGGGCCUCUGCCGGGGCGUGGAGGCCGCAGGCCCUGAUCACAGCAGAGGAAUACAGGGCGGAGAGGCAAGCGCAGCAGCUAUGGGAGGAAAUUUCCUGGCUAAGGGAUCCAGAUGCCGGCCCCGGUCAGCUACGGGUUACAGGGGAGAGGAAAUGCCAAAGCCUCGGAACGGAGGACUGGAGGCCUGCGGUGGGGAUGGGAAGGCAGCUGUCAGAUGGGGAUGGGGAAAGAUGGGCUAAGGACCAUUACCGCCUACGGACACCUGAGGGUUUUUUUCAUCCUAGAACUAAAGCAAAGUCUCAGUCGCUCCCCAGAGUUUUGUCACCCGAUGGAACAGACUGCAGAGAUCUCAUACUAUCAAGACCAAGCCUACCCGAUAGGCAACGGUUCAAUAGUACUGUUUUCUCUGGGCCCUACAGCAGGUAUAUUUAUGGCGGAGGAAGAAACGGUUGGGGUAGGAACGUCGGUCCAAGCAGCCAUGUUGCACUUUUACCAAAGCCCAGGUUUAGCAGGCCUUUAAAGCCUCCUUCAUACGAGAUACACCAGCAGACAAGGGGUAGCGCAGAAAUGCUUGCUAUAGACCAGGGUGCCAAACAAAAAGACCGAUCCAUCUACUAUCCAAGGGUCGGGGAGCUGAGACAAGACUAUUACGCACAACACGCCAUCACGGGAAUGGAGCCUCCUGGCUACAUCCCGCCCCCUUCGUAUAAAAGAGCCCCGCCUCCGAGAGCGGUUUCCGUCAAUCGCAAUGAAAUGGCAAACUUGAGAUGGAGGGCGGAGGCUUUGCAGAUGCCCAGCUCAGAUCCUGGAAGGUGGCUCUCCAGACAGGGAAGCGGCUCGUGGUUCGAACAUUACGGAGAGCGUAGUGCGUCCUAUCGAAAACUAAUAAAUCCUGCACCUGAAGAACAACCAGUUCUGGCUCGUCCGUUACCCAUCGACGACCCAAGAGUGAAACAAAUCUCAGGAGGGCCCGGCGGACACUCUCUCACUGACCUAGACAAGCUCCGCAACAUCAACAAAGAGACUCUAGGACAAUCUACACAUGAUAGUGCCUUUCCUCCCCAGCAGGGGCCAGCUCCCAACACUGAAGCCAACAAAACCGCUCCAACUGAGAACGAGAGCAGUAAUCGAUGGUGCAACAGGGGUAUUAAAAAGAGUGAAAGUGUAGGUCCCGAGCAAAGUCGUCCGAUUAUUUUCCCCUCAUCCUUUCUGGGUAAACCACCACCACCCCCAUGUAAACCGGCUGACCAGGGUGCGUCCGAAACUGUGACGGAGGUUAAAAAAGCAGAGCAGCAUGAACCACCGGAGAAAGAGAAAACGAAAAAUCUGAAAAAGAGACUCAGCGAAACGAUUUUUUGUUUAGUGUCUGUCCCCGUGACUCCGCAGCUCACCGGCACGAUCCGGGACCAGAAUAACAACAAUGAAAAAUCGCCAGACCCGGCAGGCAGCCCGAGCGACAACAAAACCGGCCACUUAACAAACCAAAGUCUCCAAAGCACAUCCUCAGCUGAAGCCGAGCUACAGGCUCUAACCGGUAGCUUUGCAAGCAGCAAAACAAGCAGCCGAGCGAGCAGCAAAAUGUUUAAAAAGUUACCUUGUCGGCCCCCCAAGAUCAAUCAUUACAAGGAGCUGAAGCUGUCAGGAACCUGGCCAGCAAACCAGUAUCGAGAUCAAGAGACACAGACUAGCCCAGAGGCUCGAAAACCUGCCCCUGACAACAAGGAAGCACAACAAGAACCUGUUCCUCCUGGCGCUGACGUUUCACCCGACAGCAGCGCUGUAGUGGGCACUGCCUUCAGUUUUCCUAUAAAGGGAGUUAAGAGCCUGAAGCUGUCCAGCAACAGCGCCUUCUCCCUGACCUCCACCUUCUCCAGCCAGCUGAACAAGAGCACAGCUCCGCAGCCAGCAGUGACACCCUCAGGAAACGUGGAGGAGGCCAAACCAGCAGCAAGCGGCGAACAGUUCUUGAUAAAACCUGCCACUCAGCGGCCGUGGGACGCCGUGAAAGAGCUGGAGAGCAUGAAGAAAGAAAUCCAGGAUCAGCAGCAGCAGCAGAUCAGCAAACAGCAAAGCGUCGACAAGUGCAUAGAGGACCUCAACGAGGCCUACAAAGACAUCUUAGAGCUCGGCACUGCCAGCAACAAAGUCCCAAACGGUUCGGUUCAAAUUCCAGAGCGCAUCAAGAUUCGACUGACAUCAGAACCUCUCAACAAGCCCAGCAGCCUUAGGCGCAGUGCAGUAAGCUGGUCUGUUGACCCAGAAUACAGAGAAGUGAAGAGCGCCUUCUCGAGACCUGCGACGAAAUCAGUGACGUUCAGCAAGCAGCUCAGAGAGGAACUCCCGGUCCCACCCCGGGAGACGGGAUUCAGAGAAUACAGGGUCGUCGCACACCUUUCCCGCAGACGGAGCAACGACGGCAGGACAGUGAAGCUGGACCUGCCGGAUGAGCCUAUCGAGACACCGCUUUGUGACUUCAGCCCAACGACGCACAACACAGCAGCUGAGGUGCCGUGGGCGGAUAGACAGCCCAUGCAAGACGCCUCCACCCUCACCAGUCCUCCGGAUUAUGAGGACAUAUGUCAAACCUUGCGUCAGCCUAAAGAUCCGGCAGAUGGAAACAGAACAGGUCAGUCCAGACCCAACGACGCAGAGCCUCUACUGGACGUCAGCGGCGAAUCUGAAGAGGACUGCCCUAUUUGUAAAAGAGAGCUCGAGAAUCAGAUGAGACAGGGUCCGUUGCCUCCGCUUCACGAGGAGAACAGCUCCGACAGCUCGGCGAAUCAAAACGCCAGCCCGCCGCAGAGGGCUGCCUUAGAAAGUCCAGCCAAGGACUCGAACAGCGAGGAGCCAAAAGACUCAACUUUGAAUCAGUCAGGGUCUGACCUCCCCCCCGAAACAGUGGAGCAGCCGUCAGCGACGCAAGGUGCUAACGCCAGUGAGAAGGCCGAAGAUGCUCAGGCAGAAACCUCACGCGGUUCAGGCGCGGCUGAUCCCGCCGAGGGCAAACCAGAAAACGGAGCUGAUGACGAUCCUUCCUCUGCAUCUUCGGCGCCACAAACUGAUCAGCCCGCAGACCCACAGAUGACCGAGGAACAGCAUGCCAAUGAGGCCGCGGCUAAAGACGAGGAGUCAAAAGAAAAGCAAGCUGCUGCGGGAAGAACACCCGAAGGAAGCGCGGUCAGAAAGAAACCCGCAGCCAAAGGCGAGAGGCAAAACAACACUUUGCCUAGAGAGAAGAAGGCGCAGGAGAAGAAGUCCGUUUCCGUCCCAGAACUCCGAGUUGCUCUACGGAGCCAGCUCGGGCGGGACCAUCCGGGGCUACCCGAGUUUCCGCCAGAUAGACUGCCGCUCUCAGUUCCUCCAAACCUAGACCGCAGAUUGUCGCUAAGCUUGGAGGGGGAGAGGAGGACCAAGGGCCCCUCCCAGCGAAUCGAGGCGCUGCAGAACAAACUGGCUAUCUCGCCGGGUCACGUGCCGGUUGAGAGACUCGCCAGGAUGAGGGAGGUGGACGUCAUAUGCCGGGUGAGACGGCUGAGCAUCCGGAGCACUGACUCUGGGGAGGGGGAAGCAGAGGGGGAGGGCAAAGAGGACCACGUGGAGGAGCUCCACCGAGUACCGCAGGAGGGAGAGGCGAACAAUCAAGAGGUCACACAUUCACAGCAGGUAGCUGAGGAGACAGUGUUGCAAGAUGGUCAGAAAUCAUCUCUCUCAGAAACCCCUGAUCCGAGCCGAGAGGGGACAAAGUAGACAAAAAAAACAAACAAGCAAACUGCGUCCAUCAUUAACAUCAGAGGUUUUUAGCUCCAACACUGUGACCUGGCUGCCUACUAGAAUGCCUUCAUCUCAUCUCGACACUGAAAUGGCCUUCUUGUCCGACAAGAGCAUUGUGUACACCUUCACCUCCGGCGCUGCAUUGACUACUACGAGUGCUGUUCCACUGCCAAAGGGAGGUGCUCUGCAGACCCGCAGGGCAACUUCCACUCCGGACCCCUCUCCAGCCUUCCUAAACUGACUUCCCACCUCCCCCAUCUGUCCUCCGCUCCCCGACCCCAUCCUCCUAUAGCGUUUCUACUAGUUAGACUUCUCGUAGCGGCUUGUCUUUUCUAUUCUGUCCUCCCGAUGCUUUUUCUCAUUAGCAAAACAUUAUGCAACUCUGUCAUGCAUACCAGAGCUUCUAAAUUUUGGAAUGGCGACAAAGUCUUUGUUGCCGUCCAAACAAAUGUUGGUUUAUUUGUUUUUUUUCUUUCUGUGGAGCAGUUUAAGGAUAUGAAUGUAAGUGUUUAUGUUAUAGCCAACAUAGACAUAGAAGGGUUAUCUUUUAUGAAACCUGUUUCUGUUGCAUUUAAACUACACCAAAACAAACUGCGUAUCUGAUUGUGGUCAGGUGACGGCUGUUUUUAAGAACUGGACUUCACUGUCUUUGGCUUGAGAACUGUUUUAAUUUUCAGAAGAGAUAAGUGCGCCUUUCUUUGUUUUUUAGUUGUUUUUUUUUUGGGUUUUUUUUGAAGAUUUGAUGACGUUAUGCCCGCUCUCAUUGCUUUUCUACACACUGCAACCUUAACCCACAGAUCUCUUCAAUGAAGAGCUUCUCUAUAUUACACGACAUGAUGGAUGAGCUGUCCAAAUACGUGUCACACUGGUUCUACACACGACAGGAAGUGUUGCCUUUCUUUACCACCUUCGUAAAUCCUGGUCGGAUCAGGGGGGUCUUUAAUUACAACCUGAUGAUUUUAAUGUAAAGUUCAAAUUUCCAGGUAAUUCCAGGAAGCAAUAAAGGCACAUAUAGAUUUGGUGAUCGGUGACUUUUGGAAAAACAUUAAAGAUGAACGUAUGGGUUUAAAAAAAAAAAAAAAAAAAAAAAGAUACGUAGAGCAAUAGUGUUUUAUUAACAGCCCAGUGGUGUAGUGGAGCUACCUGUAGGAGCCAUUGUCAGAAGUUUUAAUGUGAACACGUCAUUCAGAUCAUAUUACAGGGAAAUGGAGUCAUGUCAGGGUAUAUGGGCGCUUAACAUAGGGUGGGUGCUUUUCUUCAUGAUAUAUAUAACUAUCUUCAUACAUCUGUGAAACAACAUUUCACUGAGUAUCUAUUUUUUUUAAACCAUCAAAUUGUUAAUCGGUUUGCAUAAUUGUACAAAAUAAAGUAUAUUUUAAAUAUUUUAAGAGAAAUUUUGUAUUUAACCAUUAAAAUUUUAUUUCUCCGCGCAGAUAUCAAGCUAAAAAGUGUCAUAUCUAAGUAUAGAAUCAUAUUCAGAGUAUACGUAAUUUUCUAGUGCUUUAAAAAAAACCAACAACAAAAAAAAAACCUAUCAUUUCAGAAGGAUGACCCCCGUUGUGUGCCUUGAUCACACGAUUUGGACUCAGUGAGCGAUAGGGUUCAUCACUGCAAGGUUUGACAGGACGGAAACUUUCUGAUUGUGCCAUUAUUUACGAUUUGAUAGUGCUUUUUCAUAUGCUAACAAAGUCAAUGUUGGAUGCUCUUUGUGAUAUUUGACCCAUUAAUCCAUCGAAAGCUGUAUCUCCUAUGUUGGCGGUCAAACAGGACCUGUGUCUUUAUAUCUUUGUCUUUGUAUGUCUUCCAGUUCAUGUACUGUUGCGUUGUCGACUCGUUCCUCAAAACAUGUCAAGAAAUAAAAUUUGGAUUUCUUUUGUUUCCUCUCUACCCCCACCGUCCUUAUUUAUCUCGGUUUGCCCUCAUUACCCUGCCUUUCUUUCGUCGUUCCUCCCAUCCUCAUCACACGGCGUGUUCUCUUAGUGUGAGCUGUUCUGCUGUCGCUGACAUCUAUUGCACUACAGGAUACAACGCAAUAUGCUACUUUGGUGCCGCAUACCUGCAAAACGUACAGGCCGAAAAAUGUGCCGCGUUUGAGAUGUGGAUCCGAUUCUGAUCAAACGGUAGUUUGCAGUUAUGUGGUUUUGCUACGUCGGCACUAUUGCACUGUUUUGACCUAUCGUCACCAGAACUGUAGUUUAAUCGCUCAUCUGUUAACACCUACCUGUUUAUGUAGCAUUUUACAGCUGUAGCAUUGGAUCAACUCAGAACCUUGUCUUGGUAUUUGGAACAUUUCCUGUAAAUUUGGACCGCUCAUGACGCCUUAUUCUGUGUGCAUUACAUUGUACUCCAGAGAAAUGCCAAAUAUUAACGUACUAAGCACUGUUCACAGCGUAGUUUUUAUUUUAAAAUUGCUUUUAUUUAUUUAUCUCUCUAUUUAUUUAUUUAUUUAUCUUACAAAACGACUCACUGACCUGCCGCUCCUCUGGGUGGAGCAGUAAAGUAGCAUUGUGAGUGCUUUCUGCUCCUCGUGCUGUUUAGCCAGAACAUUGAAUCAAAACUGUGAAAUCCAAAUAAGACUAUAAAACGGUACAGGAUAAAAUACAUCUCUCGAGGCUUACAGUCAGUAUAACAGGGAAGACAAGCUGGCUCGCCUAUAUCUACUAACACAAUUCAUUUUUGAUUAAUUUUGGACACUGGAAGGCCUUUGCCUUGGUCUCAUACUAAUACUGCCCCCUGUCGAGAUUCUGUUUAUUUCUCUGCAUACGCACCCAGCCCCUUCCAAUUGGCAUGUCAGGUAAACUUCAACACAGUGUCAUUUCACUUUUUGUACUACAGGUUAUGUGCAGACAUGGAGUAAUUAUGCACACUUGUAAUAUUUUCUAUUUUCAUAUGAGAUUUAAGUGCUUUUUGUACUCACUGACAUCUUUUUUUCUUCCUUGCGUGGAAUGCAAGAGAGUGGAGAAAAAAAAAUGUUUUUCAUAAAGUAUAUUUGCAUUUGGUACUCUAAUAGUGAAAACCGGUGGGCAAGACGUCAUGUUCCAUAAUUUCAUUUACAAAACUAUGCCAAGUAUUUAAAAGCUAUUUUUAGAGUGAAUCAAAGAUAGAGCUCAUUCAUUUUCUUUCUUUUUUUUUUUUUUGUCCCUUAAGACAUGCCUUUAUCUUUGUAUCUAUAAAUACAAGCAUAAUCCAUAGUCACACGAUUGUGCUACUGUUGUAUGAUACUGCAGUCUGAUUCAUAAAUAAACUCUUUGCAUGAA